Molecule: messenger RNA, 2289 nt
Organism: Lampris incognitus (smalleye Pacific opah)
Lineage: Eukaryota; Metazoa; Chordata; Actinopteri; Lampriformes; Lampridae
Gene: pak5
Product: p21 protein (Cdc42/Rac)-activated kinase 5
Exons: 11
Coding region: 16-2289 (757 amino acids)
Biological process (GO): cytoskeleton organization; regulation of MAPK cascade; intracellular signal transduction
Cellular component (GO): cytoplasm
Molecular function (GO): ATP binding; protein serine/threonine kinase activity
Source: RefSeq, a predicted model, not a curated record
UCCGGGUUUUCCAGCAUGUUUGGAAAGAAAAAGAAGCGGCUGGAGAUCUCGGCUCCGUCUAACUUUGAGCACCGGGUCCACACGGGCUUCGACCCACGGGAACAAAAGUUCACCGGCCUGCCCCAACAAUGGCAGAGCCUCCUGGCAGACACCGCCAACCGGCCCAAGCCCAUGGUCGACCCUUCUUACAUCACCCCCAUUCAGCUGGCGCCGAUGAAGAUAUCUCCCAAGAAAGUCCGGUCACCUGAAACGCCGUUGCUAAAAACUAUUGUCCGAGGGAACCGGCCUCCCAAGGACGCCUCUAUCAAUGGCCUCCUGGAGGAGUUUGACAACAUCUCAGUGACGCGCUCCAACUCCCUGCGUAAGGAAAGCCCACCAGGCCCCCACCAGGCUGGCACCAGCUCUAAACCCCCUGGUGGCAGCCAUCUUAACCCACCAGAGGAGAAUGGCUUCAACCACUACUACUCCCGCUACUCCUGUGACUUGGACACCUCCAGCAGGGACUUCUCCUUGGAGCCUGGCAAGCCAGGCUUCUCCAUAGAUGGAGACUGGGCUGUUGGGAGGCACUACCGCUUCCCCAAGCAGAACGGACACUCGCACCCUAUCCGCAGCCCCUUCUAUCCAGAUGCCAUGCCCCAAAAAUCAGACUAUGCCAAGCUUCCUCCAGACUACCAUACCUACCUGGAGAGCAAAGGCCGCUCAGCUGAUGAGGUGGCCUCCACGGUGGGCAGCGGGGUGGGCUCCAGCGGUUACUACCGGGCAUCUGUCGGCGGCUCGUCCAGUCAGGACUACCGGGACACAUCGGUGGGCACACCGUCUCGCGCUUCACUCCACAGUGAGCAGAUCAACUAUCCAGACAGUGAGUGGAGCUAUGGAGGACUGCGGGACGACUAUGAGAAGCGACCCAAGAGUUCUUACGUGACGCAGACCAGCCCCACACCGGCCAUUCGACAGCGGUCCCGGUCGGGCUCUGGGCUACAGGAGCCCAGUCUGCCCUAUGGGAUCAGUGGGGCUUUUAAGAACCCUCCUCAGGCCCAUCCCUACAGCUCCUACACCUACCCCCGCCUCUCAGAGAGUCUUACCAACUCCCAGAUUCUAGCAAAGGGCGACUACGACCGACCGUCACGCGAUGGAAGUCCCCAGGUUCCAGGUGGAGACACCUACCCCCGCGGGCCUCUCAAGCUACCUCAGAGCCACACCAAGCCUCCUGGUUACCCCCCGGCACACCUGCCCUACCCGCCCGUCUUCCACCAUUACAAACCCUCGCCUUACCACCACCCCCCUUCCCAGCCCAGCCCACCGUACACCCCUCAGGGGGCCUACUCACAGCCAUCAUCACCCUACAUUCCCCCAGGGGCCUACCCUCCUCCUUCCUGGGGCUCUAGUUCAGAUACUCAGCCCUCCAGGGUCUCCCAUGAGCAGUUCAGAGCAGCACUACAACUGGUGGUCAACCCGGGCGAUCCUCGGGAGUACCUGGACAGCUUCAUCAAGAUAGGCGAGGGCUCCACCGGCAUUGUGUGCAUUGCCAGCGAGAAACACAGCGGCAAGCAGGUGGCGGUGAAGAAGAUGGACCUGAGGAAACAACAGAGGAGAGAGCUGCUCUUUAACGAGGUGGUGAUCAUGCGGGACUACCACCAUGAGAACGUGGUUGACAUGUACAACAGCUACCUGGUGGGAGACGAGCUCUGGGUCGUCAUGGAAUUCCUGGAGGGCGGCGCCCUCACUGACAUUGUCACUCACACCAGGAUGAAUGAGGAGCAGAUUGCCACGGUGUGUGUAUCAGUGCUGAGGGCUCUCUCCUACCUCCACACCCAGGGCGUCAUACACCGUGAUAUCAAGAGUGACUCCAUUCUCCUUACCAGCGAUGGCAGGAUCAAGCUGUCAGACUUUGGUUUCUGUGCCCAAGUUUCCAAAGAAGUACCCAAGAGGAAGUCCCUGGUGGGCACACCCUACUGGAUGGCACCAGAGGUUAUCUCUAGACUACCUUAUGGAACUGAGGUGGAUAUAUGGUCUUUAGGCAUCAUGGUGAUCGAGAUGGUGGAUGGCGAGCCCCCUUACUUCAACGAGCCCCCUCUGCAGGCCAUGAGGAGGAUAAGAGACAACCUUCCCCCUCGGCUAAAAGAGUCUCACAAGGUCUCUGCAGUACUGAGGGCGUUCCUGGACCUGAUGCUGGUGAGGGAGCCCUCACAGAGAGCCACGGCCCAGGAGCUCCUCCAGCAUCCUUUCCUCAAGCUAGCGGGACCCCCCUCCUGUAUCGUCCCUCUCAUGAGGCACUAUCGCCACCGCUGA